Teleopsis dalmanni is the source of this 1137-nucleotide messenger RNA. Its product is annotated as regucalcin-like. Lineage: Eukaryota; Metazoa; Arthropoda; Insecta; Diptera; Diopsidae. Gene Ontology annotation, molecular function: calcium ion binding; gluconolactonase activity. The coding region runs from base 55 to 1041 and encodes 328 amino acids. The record is from RefSeq and is a predicted model, not a curated record. The transcript is spliced from 6 exons. Gene Ontology annotation, biological process: L-ascorbic acid biosynthetic process.
UUUUAGUCAUUUUUACAAAUUUACGGAGUUAUAUGUUAAAUGUGAAAUAAAGAUAUGGAUUACAUACAGAAAUUCACAGGUUAUAUAUUUCUAUUGCUAUGUGCUUGCCAUGUUUGUUUGUCUGUAGAGAUUAAAAUUUUGGACAGCUCACGUACUGAGUUAGGAGAAGGUCCAUAUUGGCGUUAUCCGAACCUCUACUACACCGAUUUGGUUACAGGCAACUUAUAUCGGCAUGACACAAUCACAAAUCAAACUUUCAGAUGUAAAAUACAUGACGAAAAUCGUACUUCAUUCAUAAUUCCAUACCGGAAAUCUAAAGACUUAUACGUAGUCGGUCUUGGCAAAAAGGUGGCAAAGAUACAAUGGGAUGGGCAUAGCCCACACUGUAAACUAAUAAGAAUAUUAUUUGAAAUAAGAAAUAAAGAUAAACAUAUUUGGAUUAAUGAUGGAAAAUGUGUCGCUAAUGGAACUCUUUUUACUGGAAGUGCAAGUUGUAACUUUUCCCGGCCCUAUCAAAAUUUAUACAAAUAUGAAGGAGGUGGUGCUCCAGAAAUCAUUAAGCCAAAUGUUAGCUUAUCAAAUGGUUUGGCAUGGAAUUAUAAACGGAGUGAAUUGUAUCAUGUGGAUAGUGGAGCCAAUACGAUCACACAAUUUGGUUUUGACCAAAAUGGCGAUAUUACAAGUAAUCCGAAAAUUGUUUUUAAACUCGAUAAAAGAGCAAUAUCCUGUAGUAGUGAAGAUAUGGCUGUUAUGGACGGGAUGACAAUUGACACUGAUGGGAAUCUAUAUGUCGCCAUUUUUGGCGGUAAGAAAGUCAUAAAAAUUUGUACUCGAAAAUGGACAAUAAUAAAAAUCUAUGAAAUGCCAUGUGCUGCUGUAUCUUCAGUUUCUUUUGGUGGACCUAAUAUGGAUAUUCUUUAUGUAACAUCAGCUGCAAACCUUUUGGGUUUAGCACGUUUUCCUAAGCCUUGUGGAGCUGUAUUUAGUGUUCAUAAUAUUGGCGCUAAAGGUUUAAGGCCUGAUGAAUGUUCAUUCACAUAAUCUACAAGACAUCUAAUAUUGAAAGUUGGAAAAAACAAUUUUAAGCAUAUAGUAAUAUAUAUUUGUUUAAAAAAGCGUAACUGAUUAACUGUUUUG